This is a messenger RNA of Hippoglossus stenolepis (Pacific halibut), 2371 nucleotides long. RefSeq lists its product as uncharacterized. Bases 124 to 2268 code for a protein of 714 amino acids. The record is from RefSeq and is a predicted model, not a curated record. Lineage: Eukaryota; Metazoa; Chordata; Actinopteri; Pleuronectiformes; Pleuronectidae. Gene Ontology annotation, molecular function: calcium ion binding. The transcript has 10 exons.
AACAGCCAGAGUUCAGUCAAUCAUUGAACUGAUGAAAGUCACCUGCUGAGAGCUGGGAGGAAACCACCAGUGUGACUGAAGAGGAUCACUUCCCUUCACCGUUCAACUGACAAACAACCAAACAUGAGCUUCCACAUAGUUCUGCUCCUUCUGGCUGCGAGCUGGAGACGCUGCGCUGCACAGGUGAACAGAGAAGAAGAAAUCAAACCUCCAGAUGGACACCGAGGUCAUGACGACGCGUUCUUCGCCCUGCAGAGCUGCCACCAGCUGCUGCGCAGCGACACCGGAGAGUUUUUCUCGCCGGACUACCUGUGCUCCAACCCGUCUCUGUGGUGCAACUGGACCAUCCAGGUGGAUCCUGGGAAGAGGAUUCAUCUCCACUUGGAGGACUUGACCCCCGACGACGUCUGCCACCUCAAACAGGACCAGAUCCACGUGGACGAGCCCCUCGGUCGUUUUGGGGUCCACAAGAUCCUGCAGAAGUGCUGGCGUGAGGCCAAGUACACCACGACUUCCAACACCCUGAACGUGGUGCUGCUGAUUGGUGCCUGGCCCGACUCGCCCUACAGGGGCUUCUACGGCCGCUUCCAGGCAUUUGGACCGCCAGUGAUUUACAACCCACAGGACGGGUUCACAGUGGGAGACGAGACCUCAGAACCAGCUCUCGGACCAGUGGACGUCACUGACUUUGGAAUGAAUGGUGAACAGCCGGAGCCCAAUUUUCAUCCAUCACCAGUGAACAUUGAUCCAUUGUAUGAUUAUUAUGAUCAACAUUCAGUCAUGAUGGCUGAGCAGCUGUGGCAGCCUGAGGAGGCGGCGGACACAGACGCUGAGGUGAGCGAAAACCUCCAUCCAUCCUUGGGAAACUACAGUCACAUGUACCCGUUAACAGCUGUACCCACAGCGCCAGCGUCCACUCAGGGGACGUCCCGAUCAGGAAGAGAUGCUGCACCCACCGCUUCCAGUCACUCAGACUCACCUGUCGACCCAGUGACUCCUCAGCAGCAUCACACUCAAAAUCAUCAAAACGAUCGCAUCCCAGCAGCAGUACGAAGGAACGCGGAGGAAGCUUCGACUGUUCCGGAGGAUGUUGCCGGUCCAGAAAAGGCUUCGACCCUUCCAGAAGAAGCUUUGAUCCUUCCAGAAGAAGCUUUGAUCCUUCCAGAGGAAGCUUCGACCGGUCCAGAGGAUGAGAGUGGUUCACACGGCCGGUCAGAAGAGGAGGAGUCUGCUGCUGGUUCAGAACAAGCUGCAGACAGUGAAAACAGACCUAAGGUCAGCGAGGCCUCAGACCAGCAUCCCUCCGCCUCUGAGACCGAACAGACUCAUCCUCACCCCAACAUGGUGGAGCCGCUGUCGGACCACAGAGGGAACAUGAAAGUGAGAAAUCACUCGGACGUUCCUCACCUUCCUGGUGGUCACCUGUUGGAAGUGGCCGUUGAGGUGAACUUCAGGCAGGAAGUGGACGAGUCCUGGGACAACGUGGCCGCGUCGCUGCUGCUGUCGGUGAAGACGCUGAUCAGUGAGCGGCUGGAAACUCUGCACACGUCCCUGUUGCCUAAAAGAAUAAAGAGGUUGAGUGCAGGAGUGGUGUUUAUCCUGUGGCUGCAGACGCGACAGGGCCCGGGGAGCGACCACGUGCACAGGGUCGUGGACGCCGCCAUCCAGAGCCUCAUCGACGCCAGUGUGGGCCGCAGAGGAAUCCACAGGAAGGCCGUCAUCAUGUCUGUGUCGACUGCAGACGUGAACGAGUGUGGGACCCAGCUGAUGCUGUGCGACGUUAACGCAGAAUGUGAGAACCGGUUCGGCUCGUACUCGUGCGGCUGCCGGCCGGGUUUCCUGGACAAGUCCCGUCUGGGAUCUGGAGGAACCGUCUGUGUGGACGUGGCGGCUGCAGGUUGCAGCCAAGGCCUGUCAGCGGAGACCAAAGGUGUCUACGUGCUCUUCUUCCUGCUCAGCUCCCUCAUCCUGAUGCUGCUGGUGGCCGCCGGGAUGCUGUACCGCCGUCACCACCAGGGGACCUUCCUGGUUCACUGCCAUAGCAGCAGCAUCUCUCCUCCUGACCCCAACAACAACCGUCACCAUCACGACGGCUACUCCAGCGACUCUGACAUGCCCCCACCACCCCCGCCCCCCCGGGCUGCCCCCAGAGAGGGCUGGCCCCAGGUGAAGGAGCUCUGUCCCACCGUGGACCUGCCGCUGCUUCGCUUCAGCCCUCUGCUGCCGCCGGACGUCUACCUGGAGCCACGGCACGGCGGCAAGAUGUGAUCACAGCGUCACGACUCCAUUCGUUAAAAUCUCUUUAUUUAGUUUUCUUUCACUUUGAGUCUGAUCCUCUGUAAUCUGAUGAAUUAAAGUCACAAUAAAACUG